UGUGAGGGCUUGCGUAGCCGAGCCCCUUGCACCCCACAUGGUCGAAUUCUCGCCAGCCUAUUCAGUUGGUGCCGGUGAUGCGGCGGAUGACAGUGCGCGCUUUGAGGUUCGCUUGCAUUCCGAGCCGCAAGUGGCCAAGCCAAAGCGCGCCCUCCCACCCACGAUUCCUACGCCGCCUUUUCGGCGCACUUCGCCGCGGAGAGUUGUGAGGACUUACUUUGUGACUGUUCUCCCGGCCCCUGAGGGUACCAAAAGAGGCCGCAAGCCGGCGCCAGAGGCAGCGCCUGGCCAUGAAGAGAGCCUCGGCCAGGAGCCGACGGAACUGGAGCAGCGCAUCGCCUUUAGGGCAGAGCGUGCUCAGCGCUAUGCCUCCGACCGCGUGUUCCCUGCGCUGACCAACGCGGACAUGCUUCCCAAGUGGCACGGGGACACGGCUGCCCAGCCAGGCUCGAGGUUGCAGCAACCCACCCUGGUCUUCUUGAGAAGACAGAGGACGGUCGAAGUGAAAGAUGACAAGGAAGAGGAAUGCCAGAUUCCCUGGCGGCCCUCAGCAGCCCGCACCCCUUUGAAGCAUCCUGCCUACAUGUCCUCACUGCCGGCCCAGACGGUCACAAAGCCGGUCGCCAAGCCCGUGGCAGAUCGAAGGAAGUCCGUAACCAUGAAGCAGCAGGACACCAUUGUUUUGCGCGAGACCGGCCGGAAGAGAGCUGAGGAGCUGAACGAAAAGGUCCUGUCGAGCGUUCGCAGGAACAGUACUCAAGGUGUGAGCCUGGCCGAAUUCCACGACAAGAUUCGGAAAGCUGGAGAGACGCAGCGAGCCAAGAACCUGCCGCCAGAGCUCCAAGAUGGCUUAGAUUCAGAUAGUCAGGAGAGCCCGCAGGGACAGGAUGGACGUCAGCGCUUUGGCAGUGAAAAGGACAGCCCACACUUUUCCAAAGGGCCUUCCAAGAUUCUUUCAUUCAAUGUGGAGUAGGCUUAGGGUGCGCUUGAGUGACCACGGGGUCAUUUUCCAGCCUUCUCGAAGGUUGUUUCACCAGUUUGAGGCGGCACAGAGGGAGGGCCGGGUCACAAGUCGUUGUGCCCGGCGCGAGGUUGUUUCGUGCUGGCCAAGUGGCAAAGCCACCAGCACUCAGAAGAUGGACUAGGGGCCGUAUCCAAAGCUGCAGGCUGCCAGCGACUUUC
Molecule: messenger RNA, 1182 nt
Organism: Effrenium voratum
Lineage: Eukaryota; Dinophyceae; Suessiales; Symbiodiniaceae
Source: the annotation of a GenBank genome assembly